GUUCAAGUAUGUUAUGAACCGAAGAUUUACCAAAAGAGGCAAAUGCAGAGGAAUCAUAAUCAUAACAGUUAGCAUACGCAUUACUAUUUCCUGAAACAAGCAAAUGCAAUCUGACAUUGGAAACAGAAUUGAAGAGGAGUCAGAAAAAAGGUGGUGGUGUUGAGAAAACGAAAAGAGAGACUGAAGAGAGGAUAAGUUCCUCUCUCGGUAACAGAAAUCGAAGAACCCUUUUGAUCAGUUUGUUUGGAGGAAAAGAUGAGUAGGGGAACUAUAGAAGAUGUGGCAAUUAUAGGAGGAUUGGUUGGAGUCCAAUUUAUCUAUGCAGGGAAUGCUGUGUUCAUGGGUUAUGCAUUAUCAUUAGGCUUCAGCUCUCUCACCAUUAUCAUUUUGACUUCUUUGGCUACAUUCCUUGUUCUGUUCCCCGUUUCAUUUUUCUUUGAAAGGUUCUUUCUCUCUGCUUCCAACUUCUAUAUAAAUCAUAAAAAGGCUUCUGCUUUUUUGCUUGGAUUGAAUUUCUUGAAGAUUAAUUUAUGUUGCAUCUAUUGCAGGAGCAAGUGGCCGAAGAAUUGUGAUUUCAAGUUGAUUAAACAGCUAUUGUGUCUAUCGUUUGGAGGACUGUUGUUCCAGUAUUUAUUCCUCAAGGGACUCGAUCUAACUUCGCCAGCAAUGGGAACUGCUAUGCCAAACAUUGCCCCAGGUCUUAUCUUCAUCAUUGCAUGGAUUUCUGGGUUAGAGAAAGUGAACUUAAACAAUCAGUAUAGCAAAGUAAAAAUCAUGGGAACAUUGCUUUGUGUCUUGGGAGCUCUCACAAUGAGUAUAAUGCAAAGCAUUUCGACUGGUGCACCCGAGCAAAAGACUCCAUCAGGUUUUGUCUUCAACACACAAAAGAUGAUCGGUUGCUUCUAUCUCGUGGUUGCAGUCGUGAUUUUGUCGAGCAACGUCGUUCUGCAGGCUUUUACUCUUGGAGAUUUUCCGGCACCGAUGUCCUUGGGUGCAAUAACGUCCUUGUUGAGCGCAUUCAUGACUGCAACCGUUCAGGUGCUUGAAAAACACAGGCUGAAAACUGGGCGGCUACUUCUGAGGUCUGGAAAUUUAAUUGGCUAUUUUAUUAUGGCAGGUGCUGUGAGUGGAAUAUGCCUGAGUUUCAACGGGUGGGCACUGAAGAAAAAAGGGCCAGUUUUUGUCUCCAUGUUCAGCCCCAUUGGUACAGUGUGCUCUGUCAUUUUCGCGGUUAUUAAACUUGGAGAAAGUAUGAGUGCCGGAAGUCUUGGAGGCAUGUUUCUCAUGUUCACUGGACUCUACUUGGUUCUCUGGGCCAAAGGGGAAGAAGGACUGCCAAAUGGAGAUAGCUUAGAGAGUGAGUUUGACAUAGAGAGGCCUCUUUUGUGUUAACGUGUUUUUCAAAUGACAACUUGUAAAAUGUACUUGUCUCAUCCCACUAGAAGCAGAGCAAAAAAACGAGGUUUGGUUAAGUCGGUUGAGAUAAUAACAAUGAAUUGCUUUAACGUGGUUAAUAUAA
Molecule: messenger RNA, 1519 nt
Organism: Vigna umbellata (rice bean)
Lineage: Eukaryota; Viridiplantae; Streptophyta; Magnoliopsida; Fabales; Fabaceae
Source: RefSeq, a predicted model, not a curated record